GCAGUCAGGGGCGGACUGACCAUUUGGAAACUCGGGCACUGCCCGAGGGCCUGGGGUCAGUAAGGGGCCCCAUGAGAUGCCCCUGGUACCUUUUUCAUAGGCUUUUUUGAGCUUGGGCAAGGACACAGGGGUCCCAUGAUCCCCUAUUGCCCAGGAGCCCCAUGAGUUGUCAGUCCGCCCCUGGUGGCAAGAAACUGGGCUUCUGGGUCUUUUCGUGCAGAGGAUCAGUUCAACCUGGAGGACAACCUGUAAACAACACACAUGUCUCUCACUUGCCAGCAAGGACAUGCUGCUUUGUAUUUCUCUGCACAGCGCAGAAACACAAAGCAGCAUGUGUCCCUAGUAAAAAA
This is a messenger RNA of Staurois parvus, 350 nucleotides long. NCBI's taxonomy places the organism in Eukaryota, Metazoa, Chordata, Amphibia, Anura, Ranidae. The record is from the annotation of a GenBank genome assembly.